UUUAUUACUGUCAAAAUCUCAUUCCUCACGUCUAAGAAGGUAUCAUCAAGCUGUUUGUAAAAACAGGUUUUAGUAAUUUAUUAAAUUUAUAUUACCAAUUGUGCAAUCAGAAUUUUAGAAUACAAAAUUGUCAAAAUGAAAGGAAUAGAAUCAGGAGAAACAGGGAAAACAUCGACUAUCCCAAUGGUUGAAUUUACUCUGACACCGAUAGAAAAGCAAUUCCUUCUGCUAGCUGAACGAGGUGAUUGUGGGAGUGUAAAGGCAUUGUUAGAAGAGUUCGGUGAUUCAAAAGAAGACUUUGAUAUCAACUGUGUAGACCCACUCAACAGGACAGCUUUGAUUGCAGCAAUCGAAAAUGAAAAUAUGGAUUUGAUCAAAAUAUUACUUGAGUACAACAUUAAAAUGAAGGACGCUUUACUUCAUGCAAUCAAAGAAGAGUAUGUUGAAGCCGUUGAAGUGCUGUUGCAAUGGGAAGAAGAAAUUCAUGUAGAAGGAGAGCCUUAUAGCUGGGAAUCUGUGGACAGAGCAAGCUCCAAUUUUACUCCUGACAUCACGCCACUUAUCUUAGCUGCACAUACCAACAAUUAUGAAAUACUGAAGAUACUUUUAGACAGAGGGGCUUCUUUUCCAAUCCCCCAUGAAAUAAGGUGUUCUUGCAACGACUGUUUACAAUCACGGGAAAAUGAUUCGCUUCGGCAUUCCCAGUCGAGGAUAAAUGCAUACAAGGCCUUAACUGCGCCUUCUCUGAUCGCCCUGAGCUCCAAAGACCCCAUACUCACGGCUUUUGAGCUAUCGUGGGAGUUGAGAAGGAUGAGCAGAGUGGAAACUGAGUUUCGAGCUGAGUACAAUGAAAUGAGGGAAAGAUGUCAAGAAUUCGCCACAUCGCUUCUUGACCAUACAAGAACUUCGAAUGAGCUUGAAAUAAUGCUUAACUACAACCCAGAAGCUGGGCCUUUUGAAAUAUGGCAGCCUGGCGAUCACCAGUCAUUAGAACGUCUAAAAUUAGCCAUUAAAUACAAGCAGAAAAAUUUUGUAGCCCAUCCCAAUGUCCAGCAAUUGUUGGCUGCGAUUUGGUACGAAGGACUCCCAGGAUUCAGACGGAAGGGGAUGGUACAGCAGUUCUUCGAAAUGGGCAGGCUUGGCGCAAUGUUCCCCGUUUACACGGCCAUGUACAUGGUUGCCCCGUCCUCCAAAUACGGCAUGUUCAUGAAAAAACCUUUUGUCAAAUUCAUCUGCCAUUCAGCAUCUUACGGAUUUUUUUUGAUGCUUCUUGGGAUGGCAUCACAAAGGAUUGAGACAUUAUUCAUCGAAUGGAUAGGAACAGAUUGGUCCAGGGAACUAGUUUCAGAAUGGCGAAGAAAAGAGAGAGGUGCAAUACCAGGGGUAGUGGAAAGCGUGAUCAUCUUGUACAUCAUUAGUUUGAUAUGGAGUGAGACUAAAGCAUUGUGGCGUGAUGGAAUCUUAGAAUACAUGAAUGAUUUAUGGAACAUCGUCGAUUUUAUUACACAUUCCUUUUAUGCAACAUGGAUAUUCUUACGAGCCACUGCGUGGUUCAUUGUACAAAGGGAACAACAUUUUGGCAUUGAUCCAUAUUAUCCUCGGGAAAGCUGGGAUGUUUUUGAUCCAAUGUUAAUAUCAGAAGGUGCAUUUGCAGCUGGAAUGAUUUUCAGUUUUCUAAAGUUGAUACACAUAUUUAGUGUCAAUCCACACUUAGGACCUUUACAAAUAUCCCUCGGAAGAAUGAUAAUUGACAUAAUCAAGUUUUUUUUUAUAUACACAUUGGUACUGUUUGCAUUCGGAUGUGGUUUGAAUCAACUAAUGUGGUACUACGCUGAUUUGGAAAGGAGAAGGUGUUACCAUUUGCCGGACGACAAGGCAGAUUUCGAUCAUCAAGAACGAGCCUGUACCAUUUGGAGACGAUUUGCAAACCUCUUUGAAACAUCCCAGACUCUAUUCUGGGCCGGGUUUGGACUGGUGGACCUGAUGAAUUUUGAGCUGACUGGGAUUCAGGGCUUUACACGGUUUUGGGCUCUUCUCAUGUUCGGAUCGUACUCAGUUAUAAACAUCAUAGUGCUGCUCAACAUGCUCAUUGCAAUGAUGUCUAACUCAUAUCAGAUAAUAUCAGAGAGGGCUGAUGUUGAAUGGAAAUUUGCUAGAUCAAAACUAUGGGUGAGCUAUUUCGAUGAUGGCGAUACACUUCCUCCGCCGUUUAAUCUAUUGCCAGGUGUUAAAAAUUUUAUUAAAUGUGCACGGUGUGGAUCUGGUCGAAGGACAACACAAUCAUUGAUGUUGAAAUCGAGGAGUUUGGCACAAGAGAAAUACGAAACUGUUAUGAAGCUUUUAGUCCGAAGGUAUGUCACGGCAGAACAGAGGAAAAGAGAUGAAUUCGGAAUCACUGAAGAUGAUGUAAUGGAAAUUAGGCAGGACAUAUCUACGCUGAGGUUUGAGCUUAUAGACAUCCUUAGCAACAAUGGGAUGAAAACACCAAAGAUCAAUCCCAAUGAUAACACAAUAGCGGGGAAAAAGGGGAGAGUUAUGGAAAGGAGAUUGCUCAAGGAUUUCCAAAUUGGUAUCGUCGAGGGUAUUCUCACUGAAGCUAUCAAAUCAGAAAAAGAACCCAAAAAUGUUUUCUCCAAAAUUGCCAAGGCAAUCGGCCAGAAGUCUUCGAUCAAGGAAGAAAAAAAAGAUUGGAAUGCAUUGGCUCGUGUCGGGACCAUUGUGAAAAAUCCUAUCGGCUCGACUUCCGAGGCGAGACAAAAGAAUUCAAGGCAGAGCGUUAGAAAGCACAUUCUAGAACACACGGGAUCUGCUCUGAAGAGUAUCAAUCCUGACAAACUUCUUGACUACAAUCCAAACCUAUCUGUUAUCGCACCAGCAGCCAGAGUGGCCUAUGCGAAAUUCAAAAUUAACAAAAUAAAAACCGAAUACGACCUCAGAGAAAGUGACGAAAGUGAAACUAACUCAGAAAAAUGCUUAAAAGUUCAAGAACAUGAUGAUGCGAAGCAAAAUGAGCACAAUGUUUCACCGAGUGAUUAUCCAACUGAUCUAAAUGUACAAGAAAUUUGCGAAAAGCCCAAACUAAAAAAGAACGAGGAAAAGCAAAACAGUAUUAUACAUAAUUCUGAAAUUACAGAGGAAACAGAACAAACUUCCAGUAUAAAUGAAGAAGAAACACUUCAAAAACCUGAUAUAAACAUUGCAACGGAGGAUACAGCAGUAACAGAUAAUCAAGAACAGCCUAAAGAGAAUAUCACACCAGUUGAAGAAAUUUUAAAUUCCAGGCCUAAAGUUUGCCCUGGUAACUGGCUGUGAACAAUAGUUUCUGUAAGAAUACAUUAAUUUAUUUUUUAUUCAGUAUCUUUUUAUUUUAUUUGUUCUUUCAUUUCCACAAACGAAAUAAAUCUAUUACUGUUGUCAAUUUAACCCAAUUUUUAAAUUUAUUUAGUAACUAUAGUGAAAUGCCAGCAAAAUGAGUCCCUGAAUGGAAUUUUGAAACUGUAACUUUGUAUAUA
Molecule: messenger RNA, 3512 nt
Organism: Cimex lectularius (bed bug)
Lineage: Eukaryota; Metazoa; Arthropoda; Insecta; Hemiptera; Cimicidae
Product: transient receptor potential protein-like
Exons: 16
Coding region: 136-3312 (1058 amino acids)
Biological process (GO): regulation of cytosolic calcium ion concentration; calcium ion transmembrane transport; manganese ion transport
Cellular component (GO): cation channel complex; membrane
Molecular function (GO): inositol 1,4,5 trisphosphate binding; store-operated calcium channel activity; protein binding
Source: RefSeq, a predicted model, not a curated record